AUGGACGUCAAGACCGCGUUAGAACUCUCCAAGCAGGCUGCCGACGAAGAAGCCAAGAAACAGUUCGCAAAUGCGUACAAGAUAUACCGCAAGACGGUGGAAGCCUACCUCAGUGCUACCCUCGCGGUUCGAACCAUGUGCGCCCCGUACAUUGAGAGGGUGCUGCGACUGAAGGACCACGCGCGCGACAUCGACCAAGAGAUCCUGUGCGCGGGCAUGCCCGAAAUGAAGUGCAUUCACCAGCUGUCUCUGCUGGGUCUGCUGCUGCCCCCCUGGUGUCUCACAGCUGUGACGGUGAGCGCCAAGAGAAAGAUAUGCUACACAAACGACAUCGUAGGCAUAGACCCAAUGAAGAACAAGUUCAGCCAGAUUCUCAUGAACCCCAAGUCGAAAGGGGCGUCCGUCAUUCUCCUAUACGGACCGCACGGCAGCGGAAAAAGUUUUAUGGUCCGGGCGAUCACAUCGAAGUAUCCGGACAAGUCUGUCUUCAUUGUCAAUAUUGGUACAUUCAUGGCCGCCACGUCGCAACACGAGGGUGUCAAGUUAGCAAGCGUGAUGAUCAAGAAUUUUAGGAAGCACGACUGCGGCGUUUUAGUUCUGGAGGACCUUGAUCGCCUCUAUUCGCAAAGGGCAGAAGGAAUAGGACGAGAAAUAGAUGCCAUGAGAAAGGAAAUAUUAGCCUACAUGCAGGAACUGAAGGAGAAGAGAGAAUUUCGUGAGGUUGUCGUUGCCACUGCGAGAAAGCCUUGGCGCUUGGAAAAAAGCAUGAUGGAGACGUUUCAGUCAAAGAUAUCGCUCCCUCCGCCGCAGCUUAACGAACGCAUUGCGAUCAUUACGCGCGAGUUGGGAAAAGUAAGGUGUCCUUCCUUCACAGAAAGCGACAUCCAGGAUCUGGCUUCGCGAACCGAACGUUACUCGUGCUACCAAGUUAUGGGCAUUCUGCGACUGGCUUUGGCUCGUAAUUUCGAAAAACUGGAAUCUAUCACGCUUAAGGAAGACGCCGAGAGAGUCGACCACCUAACGAAGGAUGACAUUCUGGUCGUUUCUGACAUACUUCGGCCGGACAUGACCGAGGAAGACAUGGUUAAGUACCGCGAAUUCACGUCAAUCACCACCACAGUCCCAGUGCCGCCUUCGCUGGCUGUGUCCGCCAGCAUUUUGCCACCGGACGUUGGUUCUGCCGGCGCCUUGCUCGCGAAUCCAGCUGCCGCGGCUGUUGAGGACAUUCACCUAAGCGCCGCUAUGGACAGGCGCGUCAGCGCUGCCAUGAGCAGCAGUGCCAACGCUGUUACAGACAUUCGCGUCCAGAGCAGUGCCCAGAGCGGAGUACCGGGCCCCACCGACGCGGCCCCGGAGUUUUUGCGGUCUCAAGGCAAGAUAUCUCUUCACGAGCCCACUCACCGGCGACGCAAGCGUUAG
Dermacentor andersoni is the source of this 1419-nucleotide messenger RNA. RefSeq lists its product as uncharacterized. Gene Ontology annotation, biological process: vacuole organization; endosomal transport. NCBI's taxonomy places the organism in Eukaryota, Metazoa, Arthropoda, Arachnida, Ixodida, Ixodidae. The record is from RefSeq and is a predicted model, not a curated record. Gene Ontology annotation, molecular function: ATP binding; ATP hydrolysis activity.